AUGUCAUCUGAGUCAUCUAGCCUGAGCGCCGAGCAAAUUAGCAUCGCUUGGUAUGGUUGGAUAGGCACUCAAAUUAGCAAUGCUGCUUUCGGUUUUGCUGCAAUACGAGUCUAUGCUAUCAAUGGCUUGCGGUGGAAAAUGGCUGCUGUCGUGAUGGUACUGGGGCUUGUUCCAGUUAGCCAGAAUAUAUACAUCAUUUCCGUCACCUCCUUAAUGUAUACACCCGAUUCCUGCACUCUGUGGACAAGCCUGACAUUCGCGUCUACUAUUGAAUCCAUCCUUAUUUCUCAAGUAUGCCUUGUUCUCUCCAAUCUCCUUGUUGUUGUCGCAACAUGGUAUGCCGCACGCUCCCGCGGAACAAUUGCUUCGUCCGACGGCGGAGGAUCUCUCAUGACUAUACUCAUCCGGGAUGGAAUUGCCCACUUUGCCUCAUUUCCCAGGUUUGCAUCGAGGAUUAUUGGUAACAUGGGGGAGAUGCUUGAGAGCAGCCCUCUCGCUUUUGAAGAUGACUUGGACCACCAGGAGACCGACCUUGAUGACACAAUAAACUCUGAAAGUAGCAACCAUCUGUACUUCGGCGAAGAACCUUCCCCUGGGGCAGAUGAACGUGGAUUGGUGCCUCUGGCCGAGGAAGCUUCUAGUGAGCACGGAGCUUGCGACAAUGUGGUUGAUGAAGAAGAGAUCACUGUGAUCUCGAAUAAUAUUUUAGACCGAGAACAAAGUAAACCGGUCUUUCCGAUUGACAUCAGAGCUGUCAAAUGA
This is a messenger RNA of Postia placenta MAD-698-R-SB12, 762 nucleotides long. RefSeq lists its product as hypothetical. Lineage: Eukaryota; Fungi; Basidiomycota; Agaricomycetes; Polyporales; Adustoporiaceae. The transcript is spliced from 9 exons. The record is from RefSeq and is a predicted model, not a curated record. The coding region runs from base 1 to 762 and encodes 253 amino acids.